GUGCUAGAUAGUUUACAGUAUUAAAACAUAGUCGGCAGAGGAUGGAUUAUUAAUUAUAUCAACAGGAAUGUCUCUAGCCCCGCAUAGCCAAGCAUGCUGCAGCAUCCGGGUCGAGAAGUCAAGUAAUAAGCAUUCACUUUCGCUGUCUCUAUUCUCCACCUUAACCUUCUCACUUUAGUGGCCGGUAGUUGCAACUAUGAGUUCGCUGUUGCUUACAACACCACCCAAUACUUCACCGCCGCUUCUGCGACUCCCGUCUGAGUUGCACUUGGCAAUCAUCUCGUUUCUCCCAGAUCUCAAGGACGCCAAAGGCGAGCAUGAUCUAGCACUUCUCCAACUUCGCCGAACAAAUCGUUACUUUCGCAACCUUGUACCUCCCCCUACCCACAACGAUCUUCUCUCUCUCGAGUUAGCUUUGUGCAAGUACUCAGUAUACGCCUGUAAAUUCUGUCUUCGUCUCCAGCCAAAGACAAAGUUUGCUUAUGCUAUGCUCAAAGGCAAAACAGGAGUCAAUGGCAAAGCACGGGAUAGAAGAUUUUGUGCAGAGUGCGGAUUCGAUACUACAGAGGUCGGGCAAAGUCAGCGGUAUUGCCCUGGUACAAAAGCAUGUGUCAACGGAGUCAAUUGGAUAUGGUGCAAGCGUUGCAAGAUCGUAAAAAAAGGGGAAGAGGCGACUUCAGUGUGUGUAGGGUUAUGUAAGGAGUGCUGUAGAUGCAGUUUGGAAUAUGGCAGUCCAUUACAUCUGAGGGCUCUAACACCACUACGAACAAGUAGUAGGCCGCCAGAAGCGAGCUCGGGGCGCAUUCGCUUAAACACUAGCGAUGAAGAUAGCGAUGGGGAUGAUAAGAUUGACGAGUAUGAUUUUUGGGAAGAACAGUUUCAGCUUGUGCAGCAGGAAGACGAUGAUUGGCGUGCGCUGUAGGGACUUUCUAGCCCAUCGAGUACUCCAUAGAGGUGUGCUGUCACGAACGAAAAGGGGGGAAAAUAAGAGGCAAAUUGAAAGAGCAUGGACGGAACGAGCGACAGCACGGUCAACGACACGCUUUUCGGCAUCGGAGGCCGAUGUGCAAGCAGAGCUCCAGUAGGUAUGCGCGUUGCAAAAAUCCUAUAUCCACGCGGGUUCAACACGUUCCAAGCUUCCAGAAGAAAGGGUCGACAUUAGUUUGCCUAUUUUGCAUCUCUAUGUGUAGCAAACACUGGCUCCUUUGUCGUGCCCCCUCAUUGUUGGACUGUAGGUACAUGAUACUUGGCACGUUGCUGGGCAAGCAGCGCUCAUCUUAAGCAUAGAAUAGUAAU
This is a messenger RNA of Aaosphaeria arxii CBS 175.79, 1296 nucleotides long. RefSeq lists its product as uncharacterized. Bases 197 to 922 code for a protein of 241 amino acids. Lineage: Eukaryota; Fungi; Ascomycota; Dothideomycetes; Pleosporales. The record is from RefSeq and is a predicted model, not a curated record. The transcript has a single exon.